CGAGAUACGGCGACAACGCUACAGGUAAAUUUCCAGUGAAGCUUGUCCUAAUGAUGGUGGGGUUCGCUAGCCUAACCUCCGGUGACGUUCCGCGCUUGCGGGUUACCGAAGAUACUGGAGCUUGUGGGCUCAUAACAAACAUUGGGUAGUUUGCAACGAUUUUCGAUUUAAAUUAUACAUAGCUCUAAUUGGUCCAGCAAAGGGCACUGAGGGAUACUGACGCUGAUCAUAACGCGGGACGCCGAGCAAUUUGAGUUCUCAUGAGCGAAAUGGAGGCCGUCACGAAGAAGCUGGAGCUUACCCGUCACCAAGUCUCGAGCAUGCCACCUUCCACGAUUUAUAUCCCCGACUUCAUCACUCCUGAGGAGGAGGAGCAGCUACUCAAUAAAAUCCGUACAGCGCCCCUUCCACGUUGGGCUCAGCUUUCUCGACGUCGACUGCAGACCUGGCCGUCCAGUCUCAGCUCUUCUAAUACACUGCUUGCCGCACCGCUGCCGGCUUGGCUUCAUGAUCCCAUUAUUCCUAGACUAGAAUCUCAGACGGGAAUCUUUAUGGAUAGUCCCCACGGUGCUCCAAACCACGUUUUGAUCAAUGAGUACGCGCCAGGACAAGGCAUUAUGCCACAUGAAGAUGGUGCCGCUUAUCAUCCCGUUGUUGCAACUGUUUCCCUCGGUGCUGCAAUUGUACUGGAUAUCUACCAAAAAAGGGAAACAGGGGAACGAGAAAUUGAGCCGACAUAUAGGAUUCUACAAGAGCCUCGGAGUCUUUUGAUUACUACUGAUGAAAUGUAUACGAAGCAUCUACACGGCAUUCAAGAAAUCACAGCGGACCGAGACCUCGGUCCAAAGACAAUCAGCAAUUGGGAUUUGCUGGGUCACCAGAUUGCCUUUACAGACGGCCAGAACGAGAGGCAAGUGCGGACUAGUUUGACUUAUCGAGACGUGCUCAAGGUGUCGAAGUUAGGUAGUAAAAUGAAAAUUUUUGGCAACCGUUAAACUGUUCCGAAAAUGACC
Molecule: messenger RNA, 1013 nt
Organism: Xylona heveae TC161
Lineage: Eukaryota; Fungi; Ascomycota; Xylonomycetes; Xylonales; Xylonaceae
Product: Alkbh6 protein
Exons: 2
Coding region: 261-995 (244 amino acids)
Source: RefSeq, a predicted model, not a curated record